Messenger RNA from Encephalitozoon cuniculi GB-M1, 456 nucleotides. Its product is annotated as HscB-like chaperone. The coding region runs from base 1 to 456 and encodes 151 amino acids. Gene Ontology annotation, biological process: protein complex oligomerization; [2Fe-2S] cluster assembly. The transcript has a single exon. Gene Ontology annotation, molecular function: ATPase activator activity; protein-folding chaperone binding. Gene Ontology annotation, cellular component: mitochondrion. The record is from RefSeq and is marked provisional. NCBI's taxonomy places the organism in Eukaryota, Fungi, Microsporidia, Unikaryonidae.
AUGGGAAGCCCGUCUAGAUAUUUCGACAUCUUUGGGAUGAAGCCUUCGUUUGCCAUAGACCAGGACAUCCUCAAGGAAAAGUACUUCGAAAUAAGUAAAAAGCUUCAUCCAGACAGGCCUGGCCUGUCUUUUGCAGGAGACACAUCGAUAGAGGAAGUAAACAAGGCGUACGAUACAUUGAAGAACGAUCUGGCAAGGGCGAGGUACCUGAGCAAUGCAAAGAAGCUUUCUGUAGACAAGAAGUUCCUGGAGGACGUCCUGGAGUAUGAGGAGGCCAUCUCGAAUAUAAGCAGCGACGAAGACGAAAGAAGAGUCAAGGAGGAUCUGCAGAGAAGAAUUGCCCAGUGCAAGCAGCAUCUCGGCGAAGAGCAUCUAGCGAAGUGGGGGUACUACGAAAGACUGAUGAAGAUGCUUAACAAGAGGAAGGAGCAGGAAAAUAGAGCCAAUGUUCAUUAA